AUCAAGAAAGUUGGGGUUCGUUCGCUGCGCUCGUAGUCGUUGGGUUUGGUUUAGAUUUCGAAUCAGACCGCUAAUCCGCUAUUGUAUAAUCAUAAACUCCCUGAAUUUUCAUAUUUACUGAUCUUUGAUUCUUUCUCAUCUGGCUGUUGGCUUUGAUUUCGUUUACAAAUUCCUGAAUUUCGAUUACACAUAUAGGGUUUCGAAAUCUAAGUCGUUGCUGUCGCAACCUAUGUCCGCUUCGACGGUGUCGAUCACCGCGGCUCGGAGGAGACCGGUUGUUGUCGGCGAGAAGAAGUCCGACCUAGAACUCUUUCCCAACGAGGCACAAGUAAAUGGAGUCGCCGCCGCCGCCGGCAAUAGCAAAGAUCUCAGCCACCACUCAAUCAGAGGUGAGCCGGUGGCGCAUGUGAAAAAGUCUCUGCCUAAUUCCACCGUGUCCCCACGCCGAACUCGGAAGGUCGCCAUUACGAGGCCUGAGAAGCCGUUGUGGCUGAGGGUAGUGAGUGUGUUCACCAAGAAUUUCGUGCUGUUUUUGAUACUUAUCGGAUUGGUGCAGAUGGUUAGGAAACUGGCCUUGAAAUCUGGGGAUCCUGUUUUGGGGACACAGAUGGGAUUCUCAGAACUCGAGGGGAGAAUUGCGGAAGUAGAGAAGACUAUGAAGACUACAUCAAGAAUGCUUCAGGGGCAAGUGAAGAUUGUCGACAAGAAGAUCGAGAAUGAGGUUGAGGGAUUGAGAAAGGAAGUGAACACGAAGAUUGAGGACAUUGGUAAAUAUUUUGAAAGUGAAUUGAAGAAAUUAGCGUCUAGGAGUGAAGUAAUGGAGGGGUUAUUGAGAGAAUUGAACUUGGCAGAUUGGUUAUCGAAGGAAGAGUUUGAGAAGUUCAUUGAGGAGUGGAGGAAAGGGAAGAUCGGUGAUGAAAAUGGUUUAAGUCUGGAUGAUGUGAGGGCAUAUGCAAGGGAUUUGGUUGUGAACGAGAUUGAGAAGCACGCAGCAGAUGGGCUUGGAAGGAUAGACUAUGCACUGGCCUCUGGUGGGGCUGUGGUUGUUAAGCACUCGGAAACCUAUCUGGCUGGGAGUAGAGGCAAUUGGUUUGCACUGAUUAAUAGAAAUGGGGUUCACAAGGAUGCAGAGAAGAUGUUGAAACCAAGUUUUGGUGAGCCAGGGAAUUGUUUUUCAUUGAAAGGAAGUGGCGGGUUCGUCCAGAUUAGGCUGCGAAGUGCUAUUGUUCCUGAGGCGGUCACUUUGGAACAUGUUGCAAAGAAUGUUGCAUACGAUAGAUCAAGUGCACCGAAAGACUGCCGGGUAUCUGGGUGGCUUCAAGGUGCUGGUCUUAGUACAGCAGAUGGUGUCGAGAAGAUGCUUCUAUUGACAGAAUUUACAUACGACUUGGAGAAGAGCAAUGCUCAGACCUUCAACGUUUUGGAUUCAGCAGCCUCCAGUGUUGUUGACACGGUCAGAUUUGACUUCACAUCUAACCAUGGUCACGACACUUUUACUUGCAUUUAUCGCUUGAGGUUGCAUGGCCAUGAACCUGAAUCAGUUUCCAUGAUUCCCGCGCUGGCAUGAUAAACUCCAUAUCUUGUAAUUGUAUGCUUUGAUUCUUUGUUCAGUUCACGCUUUGUAGCUUAUAGCUUCUGUAGUUGCUAGAUGCAGAGUUAACCUGUUCCUGUGAUUAGAUUUACUCCUUCAACAUGUAAGAUUUUUUUUCUUCACCAUCACCAAGUUUUGGUUCAGUUCUCUUCCUUUUCUAGUCUUCGAGGUGUCGCAUUGGAAAUGAUAUACUUUAUAUUAUAUUCA
Messenger RNA from Tripterygium wilfordii, 1798 nucleotides. Its product is annotated as SUN domain-containing protein 1-like. NCBI's taxonomy places the organism in Eukaryota, Viridiplantae, Streptophyta, Magnoliopsida, Celastrales, Celastraceae. The transcript has 2 exons. The record is from RefSeq and is a predicted model, not a curated record. Gene Ontology annotation, cellular component: nuclear envelope. Gene Ontology annotation, biological process: nuclear envelope organization. Gene Ontology annotation, molecular function: protein-membrane adaptor activity. The coding region runs from base 230 to 1567 and encodes 445 amino acids.